Molecule: messenger RNA, 993 nt
Organism: Penicillium robsamsonii
Lineage: Eukaryota; Fungi; Ascomycota; Eurotiomycetes; Eurotiales; Aspergillaceae
Product: zinc-binding alcohol dehydrogenase family protein
Exons: 3
Coding region: 1-993 (330 amino acids)
Molecular function (GO): oxidoreductase activity, acting on NAD(P)H
Source: RefSeq, a predicted model, not a curated record
AUGAAAGAAGCCAUUAUCGACAAGACCGUUUCGGUCAUCAUCCACGAUGUUGAAAUCCCCACCCCCAAACCCAGCCAGGUGCUCAUUCGGGUAGUGGUGUCAGGUACCAACCCGAAGGACUGGAAACGCCCCAGAUGGCAACCAGACAUUGUCAUAAACCAGGGAGACGAUAUCGCAGGUUAUGUGGGGGCAGUUGGAGAAGAAGUCCGUAGCUUCCGUAAGGGAGACAAAGUGGCCGCAUUGCAUGAGCUGGGCAGCCCGCAUGGAAGUUAUGCCGAAUAUGCCAUUGCAUGGGAAUACUCAACAUUCCAUCUCACCGAGAAGACCAGCUUUGAAGAGGCUGCUACCCUGAAGCUGCCUCUGCCUUGGACUCCUGCUGAUAAACCCACUCCACUGGUUGUGUACGGCGGUGCCACGGCGGUUGGCGCAUUUGCGAUCAAGUUCGCUAAGCUAUCGAACAUCCACCCUAUCAUCGCUGUCGCGGGCAAAGGUGCUUCCUUCGUCGAGACGUUGAUUAGCAGAGAAAAAGGAGACACGAUCGUCGAUUAUCGCCAAGGCGAUGACGCCGUCCACGAGGGGAUCACGGCUGCUAGCAAGCAUACACCCAUUCACCACGCCUACGAUGCCGUGUCUGAGAAGGGAGGCUAUCAGAAUCUCGGUGCUACUCUCGAUAAACCUGGGAAGAUCGCAGUCGUUUUACCCACGGUAGUUGAUAACAUUCCGGACCAUAUUAGUAUCCUUCGAACUGCGGUUGCGUCUGUUCAUAUGCCCCCUGCCGAGGGCCAGGCUCUUGGUGAUAAGGAGUUUGGGGCUGCUCUUUUCCAAUUCAUCGGUCAAGAUCUGGCCCAGGCUUGGUUCUCGGGUCACCCAUAUGAAGUGAGAAAAGGCGGACUGGGAGGUCUCGAGGGCGCAUUGAAAGAUCUGGAGGCUGGCAAGGCAUCUGCGGUGAAAUAUGUGAUUAAGAUUGCCGAGACUGAGGGAUUCCAGCAGUAG